AUGCAUGGAAAGAAGCUCUACUGUAUUACGGCUCCCGACGACGUGGAAUUUGAUUUUGCUGUGCGUCGAUCCACUGGCGCACGGAAGCAAGUAGCGCUCAUCUGCCAUCUCGACCAGGCUCUGGCUCGUGCUUCUCUUGGGGUGUGCUGGCUCCGCAAACUGCCCAAUCUGGGCACCCUUCCGCCCCCUGUGAUCGUCCGACUGAGACAGAACCCUGAGCAUAUCAGACAACCAAAGGAAGACACGGCAGCUAGGGCCAGACGGUGGUCGCUGACCAUGUGGCUGGCCAUGGAUAACGCUCGUUGA
Messenger RNA from Anthostomella pinea, 306 nucleotides. NCBI's taxonomy places the organism in Eukaryota, Fungi, Ascomycota, Sordariomycetes, Xylariales, Xylariaceae. The record is from the annotation of a GenBank genome assembly.